CUCAGGCGCUCCGUAGCUGUGACGUGCGCGGCGGCGGGGCUCGCGGGCGCCGGCGGACACCGACCCGGCUCUGUCCGAGCAGGAAGCGAGCAGCCGCCGGCCGUCUUGUCUCCCUCGGCCUUCAGCGCCGCCCGCACACCUGCCCUGCCCCGCGCCGGAGACAGUAGAUAACCCUUCCAGACAUGGAGGAUGGGAAGCCUGUGUGGGCGCCACACCCAACAGAUGGGUUUCAGAUGGGCAGUAUUGUGGAUAUCGGCCCUGACAGCUUGACAAUCGAGCCCUUGAACCAAAAAGGCAAGACAUUUUUGGCUCUUAUAAACCAGGUGUUCCCUGCAGAAGAGGAUAGUAAAAAAGAUGUGGAAGAUAACUGUUCACUGAUGUACUUAAAUGAAGCCACAUUGCUCCAUAAUAUCAAAGUUCGAUACAGUAAAGACAGAAUUUAUACAUAUGUUGCCAAUAUUCUGAUUGCAGUGAACCCAUACUUUGAUAUACCUAAAAUAUAUUCUUCAGAUGCAAUUAAGUCAUAUCAAGGCAAAUCUCUUGGAACGAUGCCACCUCAUGUCUUUGCAAUUGCUGAUAAGGCUUUCCGAGAUAUGAAGGUCCUCAGGAUGAGUCAGUCUGUCAUUGUCUCUGGGGAAUCAGGAGCUGGUAAAACAGAAAAUACAAAAUUUGUUCUAAGAUACCUGACUGAGUCCUAUGGAACGGGUCAAGAUAUUGAUGAUAGAAUUGUUGAAGCUAAUCCACUCUUAGAAGCUUUUGGAAAUGCAAAGACUGUUCGCAACAAUAAUAGCAGUCGAUUUGGAAAAUUUGUAGAAAUACAUUUCAAUGAAAAGAGCUCAGUUGUCGGAGGAUUUGUUUCACAUUAUCUUCUAGAGAAAUCUAGGAUCUGUGUUCAAGGCAAAGAGGAAAGGAAUUAUCAUAUCUUUUAUAGGUUGUGUGCUGGUGCUUCUGAAGAUAUUAGGGAAAAGCUUCAUUUGAGCUCCCCAGAUAAUUUUCGGUAUUUAAACCGAGGCUGCACCAGAUACUUUGCUAACAAAGAAACUGACAAACAGAUUUCACAGAACCGCAAAAGUCCUGAGUAUCUUAAGGCUGGUUCCUUGAAAGACCCUCUAUUAGAUGAUCAUGGAGAUUUCAUUCGAAUGUGCACAGCCAUGAAAAAGAUUGGCUUGGGUGAUGAAGAAAAACUUGAUCUAUUCCGAGUUGUAGCUGGUGUCCUGCACCUUGGAAAUAUUGAUUUUGAAGAAGCUGGCAGCACUUCAGGUGGUUGCAAUCUGAAGAACAAAUCUACUCAGUCAUUAGAAUAUUGUGCUGAGUUACUGGGUUUGGACCAAGAUGAUCUUCGAGUAAGUUUGACCACAAGAGUUAUGCUAACGACAGCAGGGGGCACCAAAGGAACAGUUAUAAAAGUCCCCCUGAAAGUGGAGCAAGCCAACAAUGCCCGGGACGCGCUCGCGAAGACUGUCUACAGCCAUCUCUUCGACCACGUGGUGAACAGAGUGAAUCAGUGUUUUCCUUUUGAAACAUCCUCUUAUUUUAUUGGAGUCUUGGAUAUUGCUGGCUUUGAGUACUUUGAACAUAACAGUUUUGAACAAUUUUGUAUCAACUACUGCAAUGAAAAACUCCAACAAUUUUUUAAUGAAAGGAUUCUGAAGGAGGAACAAGAACUCUAUCAGAAAGAAGGCUUAGGUGUUAAUGAAGUACAUUAUGUGGAUAAUCAGGACUGUAUAGAUUUAAUUGAAGCAAAAUUAGUGGGAAUACUAGAUAUUUUGGAUGAAGAAAAUCGCCUUCCCCAGCCAAAUGACCAGCACUUCACAUCUGCGGUUCACCAGAAACACAAGGACCAUUUCCGACUCACUAUUCCCAGGAAAUCCAAGCUGGCAGUUCACAGGAAUCUCAGAGAUGAUGAAGGCUUUAUUAUCAGGCAUUUUGCGGGGGCUGUGUGCUACGAAACAACCCAGUUUGUGGAGAAAAAUAAUGAUGCUUUACAUAUGUCUCUUGAAUCCUUAAUAUGUGAGUCCCAGGAUAAGUUUAUACGGGAAUUAUUUGAAUCAUCCACAAAUAAUAACAAAGACACUAAACAAAAAGCAGGAAAACUUAGCUUCAUCAGUGUGGGAAACAAGUUUAAGACACAAUUAAAUUUGCUUUUGGAUAAACUUCGAAGUACUGGAGCGAGUUUUAUUCGUUGCAUCAAACCUAACUUGAAGAUGACAAGCCACCACUUUGAAGGUGCUCAAAUUCUGUCUCAGCUGCAGUGCUCAGGCAUGGUGUCUGUUUUGGACUUGAUGCAGGGCGGCUUCCCAUCACGAGCUUCAUUUCAUGAACUCUACAACAUGUAUAAAAAGUAUAUGCCAGAUAAACUUGCGAGAUUGGAUCCAAGGCUGUUUUGUAAGGCUCUUUUUAAAGCUUUGGGCUUAAAUGAAGUUGAUUACAAGUUUGGGUUAACAAAAGUGUUUUUUAGACCUGGCAAGUUUGCAGAGUUUGAUCAGAUCAUGAAGUCAGACCCUGACCACUUAGCAGAGUUGGUGAAGAGAGUCAAUCACUGGCUGGUCUGCAGUCGCUGGAAGAAAGUAGAGUGGUGUGCGCUCUCUGUCAUCAAGUUGAAAAACAAAAUAAAAUACCGAGCAGAAGCUUGCAUUAAGAUGCAAAAAACUAUUCGGAUGUGGCUUUGCAAAAGGAGACACAAACCUCGCAUCGAUGGUCUGGUUAAGGUGGGCACCCUGAAGAAGCGGCUUGACAGGUUUAAUGAAGUAGUAAGUGCCUUAAAGGAUGGGAAACCAGAGAUGAAUAAGCAGAUCAAGGACCUUGAGGUUUCUAUUGAUUCUUUGAUGGCCAAAAUUAAGUCAACUAUGAUGACAAGGGAACAAAUACAGAAGGAAUAUGACGCAUUAGUUAAAAGCUCAGAGGACCUCCUCAGUGCAUUACAGAAGAAAAAGCAGCAGGAAGAGGAAGCCGAAAGGCUGAGGCACAUUCAAGAAGAAAUGGAAAAGGAGAGAAAAAGACGUGAGGAGGAGGAGCAGCGUCGCAGAAAGGAAGAGGAAGAAAGGAGGAUGAAACUUGAAAUGGAAGCAAAGAGAAAACAAGAAGAAGAAGAAAGAAAGAAAAGGGAAGAUGAUGAAAGACGUAUUCAGGCAGAAGUGGAGGAGCAGCUGGCCAGGCAGCGCGAGGAGGAGUCCCAGCAGCAGGCAGUCCUGGAGCAGGAGCGCAGGGACCGGGAGCUGGCCCUGCGCAUCGCCCGCAGUGAGGCCGAGCUCAUCAGCGACGAGGCCCAGGGAGACUCGGCACUGCGCAGCUCAGAUUCCUGUCAAGUAACUUCUAAAAAUGAUGGAACAAGACUCAAAAUGACACCGGAACAAAUGGCCAAAGAAAUGUCAGAACUUUUGUAUAGAGGCCCCGCUGUGCAAGCCACCAAGGCCGCUGCUGGUACUAAGAAACACGAUCUUAGCAAAUGGAAAUAUGCAGAACUCCGUGACACCAUCAACACGUCUUGUGAUAUUGAGCUUCUGGCAGCUUGCAGAGAAGAAUUUCAUAGGAGGCUAAAAGUGUAUCAUGCUUGGAAAUCUAAGAACAAGAAGAGAAACACUGAAACAGAGCAACGUGCUCCAAAGUCUGUUACUGAUUAUGAUUUUGCACCAUUUUUGAACAAUUCACCUCAGCAGAACCCGGCCGUUCAGCUUCCUGCCAGGCAGCAGGAGAUUGAAAUGAACCGGCAGCAGCGAUUCUUCCGAAUCCCAUUCAUCCGCCCUGCUGACCAGUACAAAGAUCCCCAGAGUAAGAAGAAAGGCUGGUGGUAUGCCCACUUCGAUGGGCCCUGGAUCGCCCGGCAAAUGGAGCUCCACCCUGACAAGCCACCCAUCCUUCUUGUGGCCGGUAAAGAUGACAUGGAGAUGUGUGAGCUGAACCUGGAAGAGACAGGCCUCACUCGGAAGCGUGGUGCUGAGAUUUUGCCAAGGCAGUUUGAAGAGAUCUGGGAACGCUGUGGAGGCAUCCAGUACCUUCAGAGUGCAAUCGAGAGCAGGCAGGCGCGGCCCACCUACGCGACUGCCAUGCUGCAAAGCCUGCUCAAGUAGCUGCUGCCGACAGACUGACUGCUCUCCUGGGCGGCUGGGCUUGGGUGCAAUGGGAAGGCGGUGUGUACUGGAGGGGUGGCCCUGCCUUGCUCGUGUUAGGAUUGCUUAAGCAAAGUGAACAGAUUUUACUAAUCAUGGCCUUUCAUUAAUUUGUUUAAAGUUAAUUAAGGUUGGAGUGAUUUGGGGACCUAAAAAUUACUUUUCUUUGUCCAGUUGUAACUCUGAAUCCCCUCAUUAUUCCAGUGCUUGUCGGGCUUGGACAAAUUUCUUCUGUCAUUCUUUGCCAACAGACUGCCUUAAGUCCAUCAUGAUUGCUUUCAGGGAAAAGAGAACUCUACAGAUACUUCAAAAGACACAAUACCUUGUAACUGGAGUAAUGAAACAGUAGCUUAAAUUUUUUCUAAGAAUUAAGGCACUUAAAAUGACCAAGGCACUGAUGUUUGAAAAACAUCCCAAAAGCUAUGUAGUUUCUCUACUACUUCAGAAAUUCUUAGAUACUUCCAUCAACAAUGGGAAUUCUGAUUUUUCCCCCUUCUCCUUUGCAGUGUAUCUUUAGGUUGGGGAAGCAGUUCUUAUUAAUUUCUAGAAUUCUAGAAAGAACCUUAAUUUAUUCAGUAUGUUCAGUGAUGAAGGAAGUACUUGAGGGUCCAGCACUGAUUUGGUUUUCUGUUCUAUCAAACUCUGUGCUGUCAUCAGAAUUUUUUAAAAAUAUAUUUCAUGGGCAAGUAAAGGAAAUUCAGACUGUUUAGAUAUUUAAAAGUUUUGGAAUAAAUUUAAUUUCAUUUAGGAAGUGAAACAGUUUAGAUGGCUUAACUGGAUUAAAUUCAGAUACUUUUAGCUUCAUCUCAUUUGUGCUUUUUUGUAUGAGAAUCUUGUCCAAGUUGUUUCGUGUAUUUUAAGCUGGUGUUUGUUUCAAAUAUCUUUUUAAUUCCUGGUGUCUUUGGCCUUCUGUGAUUUUGGAAAGUAUAGAGCUGUUUUGUAAGCUUUAUAAUUUGGAAGCCCUUUUACUUAGUAAUUGCUUAUUUCAUGUAACAGGUAAUUUUUUAAAAAAGUUUUCUUUGUGUGCUGUUAGUCUUGGUAAAAUGUCAGCAGUUUCAAACCUAAUAUUUAUGACUUUCAUAUUAAGAAUUUUGAGACAAAAGUCCAUCAGGGAGUUAUACUGACAUAAUCCUAAAGAGUCUUGUUUGUAUUGUAGAAUAAAAUUAUUCUCUGCACCCUUUUUUUCUGAUUUUUAAGUACUCUUAACAUUUCAAAUGAAGUUUCAGUGAUUUUUUUUUCCCCCUUAGAAAUGUACCUCAGUUAGGAAAAUAUUUCCCAGCUGACUAAGUUAAUGUUUGGGAGCUACAGAUAUUGUUUUCAGAAUUGUUCCUCUCGUAAUAAUGUCAUACUAUAGAAAUACUUAUUUAUUAUCAUACUGUACAAAUGAUUGUCUUGUGCAAAGGAUGUCCAGGGGCCCUGUCUUUGCUAAUAGCUGAGAAUCUGGAUGUGAUCACUGUUUAGUGGGUGUUUUACCACUCGGACUUACCCAGCCUUGGGUCAUUUGGUGAUUGGGGCAGAAAGUGUAGUUACUGAAAUAAAUGACCUGUUCACUUUCUCCUAUUUUUUUUUUUUUACCUUUAAUUAGUGUUUUUAUUUGUGUAGGGUAGUGAGUGGUAUGCUUUAUUUCUUAACCAGUAAUAAGUAAAGUCCUUGAAAAAAAAUGUAGUAACCAAAUUGAUUUUUAAUGACUUGUCCUUUUAGUACCAUUUUCAAAAGUUGUUUUAUGUCUAUCCUAGGUACAUGAAAAACUAGAUGAAAAAUUAAAAAGAUAAAGUAUAUAAUGAAAAAACUUAAUGUUUUGUGAUAUUUGUAAGAAAUGUAGCAAAAGAUUGUUACAAGUCUUUUUAGUUUUUGACUCUGAUAGUUAAUAAAAUUAUAAUUAAUCGUAA
Molecule: messenger RNA, 5995 nt
Organism: Cavia porcellus (domestic guinea pig)
Lineage: Eukaryota; Metazoa; Chordata; Mammalia; Rodentia; Caviidae
Gene: Myo6
Product: myosin VI
Exons: 36
Coding region: 183-4067 (1294 amino acids)
Biological process (GO): inner ear morphogenesis; actin filament organization; inner ear auditory receptor cell differentiation
Cellular component (GO): endocytic vesicle; ruffle; actin cytoskeleton
Molecular function (GO): microfilament motor activity; ATP binding; actin filament binding
Source: RefSeq, a predicted model, not a curated record